CUUUUGUAUUAAUCAUCCCCAGUUAUAUAUACGAGGCAUAUUUACUAUUUAGUUCUUCACCAAAAUCUUCCUUCACAGUUUACACGUGCGUUGUUGUCAUCGUCUCCUUUAAAAGUAUUCUCCACCAUGACGAUUGUUGAGAUGAGAGUGCAUAUGGACUGUCCAGGAUGUGAAACCAAAAUCAUGAAAGCUCUCUCCAAAUUAGAUGGUGUGGACACCAUAGACAUAGACAUGUACAUGCAAAAAGUGACGGUGACGGGUUUAGCCCAUCAAGACAAAGUUCUUAAAACAGUUAGAAAAACCGGCCGGCAAGCUGAGCUUUGGCCAUAUCCUUACAACCGGGAGUACCACGAUUAUUGCAGCCAGUACAACUACUAUGGCAGCUCGGCUAAUAACUACAUGAACAGCAAUCCCCAUGGCUUCCCAGCUGAGCCAUGCUCAGAUGGCUACUACACGGCUGAGCCAUCCUCUUGGUACAACUAUUACAAGCAUGGGUACAAUAGGCAUGAACAUGGCUACUACCAACUGCAGCAGGCUGCCACCUAUUUUAGCGACGAUAAUGCCAAUGGCUGUUGGAUUAUGUGAUCAAAAUCAAUUAAAAAUUUUUAAAAAAUUUAAAGAGUCAUACCUUACAUUUUAAUAUAGUGCACUCAUUUGAUAUUUUAA
Striga asiatica is the source of this 666-nucleotide messenger RNA. The record is from the annotation of a GenBank genome assembly. Lineage: Eukaryota; Viridiplantae; Streptophyta; Magnoliopsida; Lamiales; Orobanchaceae.